UCUCUCAUCUUCAACCCACUGCGAGCAUCAUUCGGCCACGAAGAUGCUUCCGUUGAGGAAUCCUAUCAUGAACGACGUGGCUAUACACUUUGCCCGGCGAGCAGCUCACACGAGCUCAGCUCAGUCUGCCUCUGCCAUUCCCAACCGUUACUCUCGUACAAUCACCCAACCCAAGGAUCAAGGAGCUUCGCAGGCUAUGUUGUAUGCGACAGACGGUAUUGAAAACGAUGAAGAUCUUCAGAAACCCAUGGUGGGAGUAGCUAGCGUGUGGUACGAAGGAAAUCCUUGCAACAAGCAUAUCCUGGAGCUCGGAAAGCGGGUCAAGAAAUCUCUGAGCGAUGCUGGUGUGACUGCAUACCAAUUCGGAACCGUAGCAGUCUCAGAUGGAAUCAGUAUGGGCACUCGUGGCAUGUCAUAUUCUUUGCAGUCUCGAGACUUGAUAGCCGAUUCUGUCGAAUCCGUAGCUGGUGGACAUUGGUUGGACGGCAUGAUCGUUAUUCCUGGCUGUGACAAGAACAUGCCUGGGACCUUGAUGGCAUUAGGGAGAUUGAACCGACCCGGUUUCAUGGUUUACGGUGGAACUAUCAGGCCGGGAACUUGUGGUGGUGGGUCGGACGGAAGGCCACCAGAGGUCUUGGACAUCGUUUCUGCCUUUCAAAGCUACGGCAAAUAUCUAUCUAUGGGUCAGACAGAUGAGGCCGAGAAGAUUCGGUACGAGACGGUGCGAAAUGCGUGUCCUGGAGCUGGAGCAUGCGGUGGAAUGUAUACGGCUAAUACGAUGGCGUCUGCCACCGAGGCUUUAGGAAUGGCUCUUCCAGGAUCGUCAUCAUUCCCCGCAGAAUACCCGGAGAAACUUUCAGAAUGCGACUCGGUGGGACCUGUAAUGCGGGAACUGUUAGAGAAGAAUAUCCUACCGAGAGACAUCAUGACUCGUGAAGCUUUCGAAAAUGCCAUGGCACUCACAAUGGCCCUCGGUGGCUCGACAAAUGCGGUCCUUCACCUGAUUGCCAUCGCUCACUCCGUCGGCAUCAGUCUCACCAUCGACGAUUUCCAGAAAGUUUCAGACCGCGUGCCAUUCUUGGCAGAUUUGAAGCCCAGCGGUAAAUAUGUCAUGGAGGAUGUCAACACCAUUGGCGGUAUACCGAACGUCAUGCACUAUCUGAUCAAGGAGGGAAUCAUGACGGGAGACCAGAUGACAGUCACCGGGAAGACCUUAGGCGAGAACUGCGAGAGAUGGUUUGAAAAGCAUGGACACAAGUGGAAGGAUCAAAAGGUCAUUCGCCCACUUUCUGACCCCAUCAAGUCGACGGGACAUAUCCGAAUCCUACGAGGAAACUUGGCGCCUGGCGGAGCAGUAUCGAAAAUAACUGGCAAGGAAGGUCUCCAAUUCAGCGGGAGAUGUCGAGCGUUUGACGUCGAAGCAGACUUUGUGCAUGCGAUAGAAAGUGGCUCCAUCAAGCAGGGCGAAAAGACUGUCGCGGUGCUUCGGUAUCUUGGUCCGCAAGGUGGACCCGGCAUGCCAGAGAUGUUGAAGCCAACAAGUCUUGUGAUGGGCGCAGGUCUGGGUUACGAUGUAGCUUGUCUGACAGAUGGCCGCUUCAGUGGAGGAUCUCAUGGAUUCGUUGUGGGCCAUGUUGUGCCUGAGGCACAAGUCGGUGGGCCGAUCGCCUUGGUACAAGAUGGAGAUAUGAUCCAUAUCGACGCUGUCAAGAAUACUUUGAGCGUCGACGUGUCGGACGAAGAGAUGGCGGAGCGAAGAAAAAGAUGGGUAGCACCACCGCUCAAAGUGAAGCAAGGUACUCUUCUCAAGUACGCUCGCCUGGUCUCUGAUGCCAGUCAUGGAUGCGUCACCGAUGGGACACGGUAACGUGAAUAGAGAUGGUAGCCAUGACGUGACGUGUUAAUGCAUCUCGAAGGUUGAUGAUAA
This is a messenger RNA of Kockovaella imperatae, 1927 nucleotides long. RefSeq names its product dihydroxy-acid/6-phosphogluconate dehydratase. Gene Ontology annotation, cellular component: mitochondrion. The record is from RefSeq and is a predicted model, not a curated record. Gene Ontology annotation, biological process: branched-chain amino acid biosynthetic process. The coding region runs from base 44 to 1867 and encodes 607 amino acids. Gene Ontology annotation, molecular function: dihydroxy-acid dehydratase activity. The transcript is spliced from 9 exons. NCBI's taxonomy places the organism in Eukaryota, Fungi, Basidiomycota, Tremellomycetes, Tremellales, Cuniculitremaceae.